AACAAAUACUUGCAGCUUGAAAAGGUGUGGCCAUGGGCCCUGAGCCAUGACCAUCCCCAUCCGAACGCUGCGUCCGCGCGGACUGCUCUAGCGCCUUCUCGGCGCGGAGCGUGCGACGAGCUGAUGAGUCGGCGAUGCGCUUCACGGCGAUGCGAGUCGUGUGGGCUUUGAGCUGGGCGCGUGAAGUGGCACAAAACACCGGCUCCUCCCAUGCUUCAAGCUGUGAAGAUGCACCCCCUUGGCCCUGGAGGCACUGGGGCUGCCAUCGCUGGGAUUGCGGAGACUUCUCCAAUCACACGGAGGACUGCCGCGGCACAGCCAGUGCCACCUUGUGCUCCAAGUGGGACUGUGGCGAAGGUCGUUUGCAGCCCAGUGGCACUUUCGCCUGUGUCGGUGGUCGCUGGGCAGACGUCCUACCCACCUGCUUGGGCUCCACCUAUCCGGGCUCUCCGGGAGGCACUUGGCUUGGGGUGAACUACACGGUGCGGGCCGUGCUUUUCCAGCUCCAGAUGUCUUGGAUCCCUGCCUCCGUCUAUCAACCGGAGGUCUGCGCUGGCAGGACCAGUUCGGGCUCUUUGCUGCUGCCUUGCCAACGGAUGGACCUGGGCGACUUGCUGCUGAAGGAGAUCUGGAAGCUCUUGCUCUACUCCUUGCAGGCGAGCCUUUGCCGAGCCGAUCUGCCGCUGGAUGUGCCGAACGCGUCCUUCCACUGCAACGGCCGGGUGUCCAGCUACGGCGAUCGACUGCGGCUCAGUGGGGUCGUGGCACAUUUAGGUGAAAGUCCUGGCGAGCCAAAGAAUUUGACCCUCUUCCUGGAGGCGAUCUCCGCGCGCUCCUCGGAGGCCGAGGCCUUCCGCGACGACCUCCGCAGCCUCCGCGACGCCCUGGGAGCGUCGAAUCCGCUCCAGGUGCCUGCUGCUACUUGGUAUUCCGGCGCCGCUUUGCCAUCCAAGGCUGCCUGGCUGGCGGAAGGUCUUCAGAAACUUUGGGCAUCGCCCAGUCACUUCAACAUCAAGGAAGAUGUGGACUUCUUCCGGAUGGACUGGCUGCCUUCUUUGACGCUGCGGUUUCAGGAGCCUUACAUCAUUAACCGGCUGACAGUGCCAGGGUGGCGGUUGGAGACGCUUCCCACACCGGAGGAAGACAGGAAUCUUCAGCGGAUCCACGUGCUCCAGGAUCUCGAGAGGAUCGCUGUGGCGGUGAUGGUCAGCCUGCUCGCCGCGGCUUGGAUCGCUGCCGCCACCUGCCGCUCUUGCCUUUGGGAGACGUUCUUCGGCCGCUGGAACUUCCUGAGCUCAAUUCGUACCCUGGGACGGCUGGCAUUGCUGACGUUCGCAGUGGAGCUUUGCGGCUAUCUCAUCAUGGGAAGCGCCUGGUGGUGGGCCAACGAGGGAACUGCUUUGAAGUGGGAGUUGCUGCUUGAGUCAACUCGCCUCAGUCUUCCACUGCUGCUGCUCCUGGCGAUUCUUCCUCUCUCGUCGCUUUGGUCUUCCACGCAACUGACGCUGCAACUGCUGAAGCAGCCUCCGGUGCCGGGACGCGCACAGUGCUGCUACGUGUGCUGCAGAUUGAAGCGACGGGCUUGGGCUUGGCUCUUCCUCCUUUCAGUGCUUUGGCACGGGGCUGCGAGUGUUGCCUGCGUGGUGGCUGCCGUGGAUGUGUGGCCGGGACUUGUCAGUGCGACUGGGCUGCACUUCCAGCGUGCAUUGAAGGAUUGCCAGCAAGAAUUGGACGAGAUUUGCGUGAGUACAGACUGGAGACAAGUGCCAGACACACGCUGGGCUAGUCACCUGAAAUGCGCACUGCAAUGUUCGGAUGUAGCUGUUCCGGAUGAGGACGUCAUGCUCGCCUUCUUCCACUUGGCGUGCGUCUUGCUGUUGAUGUCUUCCGCCUGGUCCAUCCUGCUACAUGCAGGGCUUUUAUGGCUGGCACUACGAGUCCUCUGGGCCGCCCAAAAGAUGAGCGCCUCUGCCUCGUCUCAAGGCACCUCUGCCUCUGCUUCACGCCCCAAGGCUCCAUCCCAACCCUUGGAGCCGCGGCUGGCUGGGCUUGACACCUUGACCACAGCGCGCUUUCAGCAGGGCAUCGCAAGCGCCCGGUCAUCGCAUGACGUCCACGGCGACGGUGUGGACGCGCGUUCUCCGCGUUCUCCGCAGCCGGCGCAGAAUGAGGUGGCACUGUCGGCAGCAGGUUUGGCCUGGCACUUGCGGAUCAUGGAAGCGGCGCAGUCCAUGUCGCAGCCACCCUCACCCUCUGGCUCGGUGCGCAGCAUCCGCUCGGUGCCACGUGCUGAGCCCAGCGCGAAGGAGCUACGGGAGAUGCUCGAGAAUCCCAUCGCCGAAGGCCAUGCGGAGCUGGUCGACUUCGCUCGCAGUAUUGCCCGCGAAUGCACCGGUGCAUCCAGCAGCGCCCACAGCAGCAUCAGCGUUUUGAGCUCCUCUCGGGCUCGCGCAAGCCGUGUGUGAUUCUCCUUGGUGGCCUUUCUGAUGGCACACUGUCAAAGUUAAUGGGUUUCUCCAUCUCUGGAGGUGUUCAUAGUUCAGAACUUCUCAAAGUAGAAGUGUGCAGGUUUGGCUUACAGCUUUGGGGCUUUGUCCUCUUUCC
Molecule: messenger RNA, 2604 nt
Organism: Durusdinium trenchii
Lineage: Eukaryota; Dinophyceae; Suessiales; Symbiodiniaceae
Source: the annotation of a GenBank genome assembly